AUGGAUGGGUGUAAAACGUUGCGACCCUGGCAGGACUCGAACCUGCAAUCUUCGGAUCCGAAGUCCGACGCCUUAUCCAUUGGGCCACAGGGCCGAUAUGUAAGAGAUGACAAUGAUCAUCACAACUUGAAAGUAUCGACUUCUGAAAAUGACUCUGAUAAAAAGUCAGUGGUAAGUUCAUCACAAAUAGUGAAUUUUGGGCUACAGAAUGCCUUAGUUGAUGGCAUCGAUACUGAGAAUGGCAAGGAGUCACAGUGCUGA
Messenger RNA from Thelazia callipaeda (thelaziosis nematode), 261 nucleotides. The record is from the annotation of a GenBank genome assembly. Lineage: Eukaryota; Metazoa; Nematoda; Chromadorea; Rhabditida; Thelaziidae.